Messenger RNA from Limanda limanda (common dab), 2389 nucleotides. It is a transcript of the gene btd, whose product is annotated as biotinidase. NCBI's taxonomy places the organism in Eukaryota, Metazoa, Chordata, Actinopteri, Pleuronectiformes, Pleuronectidae. The record is from RefSeq and is a predicted model, not a curated record. Bases 74 to 1651 code for a protein of 525 amino acids. Gene Ontology annotation, molecular function: hydrolase activity, acting on carbon-nitrogen (but not peptide) bonds, in linear amides. The transcript is spliced from 6 exons.
UGUGGACAUUGAACUGACAUGUGUCUGUGAUGUAACUGCUCAGUCUGUGUGUCACAAUCCCAAGGGAGCAGCCAUGUGUGUGUCAGUUGCACUUUAUGUCGGGUUUUAUGUUUUAACGUCGGCUGCAGGUCGAACCGAGUCCGCUCCCGGAUCCUCGUACGUCGCGGCCGUGUACGAGCAUCACGUGGUCCUGAACCCGGAGCCUCGGGUUCCGCUGUCCCGACCCGAGGCUCUGCGACAUGUGGAGAAGAACCUGCAGAUCUACGAGGAGCAGAGUGAGAGAGCUGCCCUGCAGGGGGCCCAGAUCCUAGUGUUUCCAGAGGACGGCCUUCAGGGUUUCAACUUCAGCCGAUCGUCCAUCGCUGGUUACCUGGAAACCAUUCCUGACCCCCAGCAGGAGAACUGGAAUCCCUGCACAGAGCCGGGCAGACACAACAACACUGAGAUCCUCCAGAGCCUGAGCUGUAUGGCGCGUCGGUACAACCUCUAUCUGGUGGCCAACAUGGCUGACCUGCAGCCUUGCCCCCUGUCGACCAGCCCUUCCUCCCCCUGUCCGCCUGAUGGUCACUGGCAGUUCAACACCAAUGUGGUUUUCAGGUCUGAUGGGCAGCUGGUGGCACGCUACCAUAAACACAACCUCUACUUUGAGGACGCCUUUGACUCUCCACCGCAGCCGGAGAUCAUAACAUUUGAAACCCCGUUCGCCGGGACGUUCGGCCUCCUCAUCUGCUUUGACAUCCUGUUCAAGGAACCCACAGUCACCCUGUUGGAGAGGGGUGUGCGUCAGCUGAUCUACCCCACAGCCUGGAUGAACCAGCGCCCCCUGCUGGACACGAUCCAGUUCCAGCAGGCAUUCAGCCUGGGUGCCAACGUCACCCUGCUGGCGUCCAACCACCGCCACGACUAUCUAAUUAUGACGGGAAGCGGUAUCUACACGCCGUUUUCUGCCACCUACCACCACGCACAGAGAGGAGAUCCAGAGGAGGGCAGGCUGCUGGUGGCCAGGGUGCCGGUGUUGGACCCACUGGGUGCAGGGCCCAGUGUGACACAAGAGGAGGGGGGAGUCAGGGAUGAGUCCACAUCAUCUGCAGAUACAGACUCAGGAUACUGUCACCGAGACAGCUGUCUUGAUUCUUCUCAUCCUGAAACAACCUCUGCUGUCUCUCCCUCCUCCGUCACCUUCACCUCAUCCAUGAUGUACGAUCCGUUCACAUUCGUCCUCCUGAACAAGACAGAGGGCAAACUUGACGUGUGUCAGGGCCCUGUCUGCUGUCACCUGCAGUACAGGCAGUCACAACAACAGGGCGGCACUCAAGAGCUCUAUGCACUGGGGGCAUUUGCUGGCACACACACUGUGAAUGGACGCUACGCCCUGCAGGUGUGCGCGUUGGUGCGCUGUGCAGGGUUGGAGUCCAGCUCCUGCGGACAGGAAGUGGAAGAGGCCGAGACUAAAAUGGACUUCCUGUUGGAGGGGACGUUUGGGACCAGACAUGUGUAUCCAUCCAUAUUGGCGAGUCGUCACGUUCUGGAGCAGCCGGAGCAGCUGGAGAAGACGGCAGAGGGCAGAGUGACCAUGAAGCAUUCCAACAUGACAGGAGGCCUCAUCACGGCCUGUCUGUACGGACGCAUGUACCACCUGGACAACCAAUGAACUACAGCUACAGGGAUUCGUUGGUGAACAGAGAAUUAACUCACUGGAAUGAUUGUUCGUCAUUUUAAGGCAAAAUUGCCAAAGAUGAUCUUUGCUGCUCCAAUGUGCGAAUUUGAUGUUUUAUACGCCCUUUGGACAUGAUUUUAAAGUGAAUAUAUUUUAGUUUUAUACUGAUGGUUGAAGAGAUCAAGACACUUGAGGUGGUCAGAUUGAGCUGCGGGAAAUUAUGGAGGGAAGUAAACAAUUUUUACCAAUUUUACGAUCAAUGUUUAAACCAGAACGGGACCCAGUAGAGUGCGUUCCUUUUUUCAAUUCAAACUAGCGGCACCAAAUUUCACAAACCCAAAUACCAGUUCCAUAAAUGUGUUUGAUUCUUUUCACCAAGAUCUAUGAAUUAAAACAAAAGCGCCCUAUCUCAAAAUGUUAAAGAACCUGAUAGAAAACCUUUCUGCAUUCGACCCCUGAUCCAGAUCCAUACCAAACUUUUAUGGGUUAUUUUCCAACUCAUGUCAAGUUCUUCCACAAAAUGUUGCGAUUAUAUGUUCAGUAGUUUUUAAACGUAAUCUUGUUUACAAACAAACCAACCAACAAAUGAACAAGGGUGAGAACAACCUCCCUGGUGGAGGAGAUGGAAUACGCUUAAAAAUAGAAUUUUUAAGUUGUCAUCAACACUUGUACUGACAACUGCGCUGCUACGUUUUCGUACAAACUGCAAUAAAUCAAAAACAAAUAUCUUUA